CUGAUCCAUCUGCCUCUUCUUGUCUGGACGCCAACUCUUGCACAAAUCUCACUGAAACACAAAACCAAUGGCUACUCGAAUCAUAUCUAUAACCUCAGCUCUCCUGAUCCUAUCUGUAUUACUACUUUCCUCGUCUACGGGAGUCGUCACAGGAACAGAGACGAAGCGGAACGAGUCGGAGGAGCGGCUGAUGUACGAGCGAUGGCUCGUGGAGAAUCGAAAGAACUAUAAUGGUCUUGGAGAGAAUGAGAGACGCUUCAAGAUCUUUAAAGACAACUUGAAGUUCAUCGACGAGCACAAUUCGGUUCAGAAUCGGACUUAUGAACUCGGGUUGACCCUGUUCGCAGAUCUAACAAAUGAUGAGUUUCGAGCUAUUUACUUGAGGAAGAAGAAGAUGGAGAGAACUAAAGAUUCAGUGAAAUCUGAGAGAUAUUUGUACAAAGAAGGAGAUGUUUUGCCUGAUGAAGUCGAUUGGAGAGACAAAGGCGCAGUUGUACCAGUCAAAGAUCAAGGAAACUGUGGAAGUUGUUGGGCGUUUUCUGCGGUUGGAGCGGUUGAAGGGAUAAACCAGAUCAAGACCGGAGAGUUGAUAUCUCUGUCGGAGCAAGAACUCGUUGACUGUGACAGAGGUUUUGUCAACGCUGGAUGUGAUGGAGGUAUCAUGAACUAUGCUUUUGAGUUCAUAAUGAAAAACGUAGGUAUUGAGUCAGAUCAAGAUUACCCUUACACCGCAAACGAUCUUGGCUUGUGCAACGCCGCUAAGAAUAACAAUAGCCGUGUUGUUGUAACCAUUGAUGGCUAUGAAGAUGUUCCAAGAGACGAUGAGAUGUCUUUGAAAAAGGCUGUUUCUCAUCAACCUGUUAGUGUUGCCAUUGAAGCUAGUAGCCAAGCUUUCCAGCUCUACAAAUCAGGUGUGCUUACAGGAACAUGUGGGAUAUCUUUGGACCAUGGUGUGGUAGUGGUUGGUUAUGGAUCCUCUAGUGGUGAAGAUUACUGGAUCAUUCGUAACUCAUGGGGAUCAAAUUGGGGAGAAAGCGGCUACGUGAAGCUCCAACGUAACAUCGAUGACUCAUUCGGGAAAUGUGGUGUAGCAAUGAUGGCUUCUUACCCGACCAAGUCAUCAUUCCCAUCGUCAUUUGAUUUGGUGUCUGAAAUUUGAAAUGAUAUUCCUGUCAACAAUAUUAAGAACUAGUUUGAGUAUAUUUCACUACAUAAUUCAAUGGGUCAAGUCAAAGUAUUUGAAAGUCUCACAACAUGCAUAUUAACAUUAAUGAAGAUUCAAAUC
Molecule: messenger RNA, 1285 nt
Organism: Capsella rubella
Lineage: Eukaryota; Viridiplantae; Streptophyta; Magnoliopsida; Brassicales; Brassicaceae
Product: probable cysteine protease RDL2
Exons: 4
Coding region: 68-1159 (363 amino acids)
Cellular component (GO): lysosome
Molecular function (GO): cysteine-type endopeptidase activity
Source: RefSeq, a predicted model, not a curated record